This is a messenger RNA of Lathyrus oleraceus (garden pea), 1659 nucleotides long. RefSeq names its product zinc finger protein ZAT9. The transcript has a single exon. NCBI's taxonomy places the organism in Eukaryota, Viridiplantae, Streptophyta, Magnoliopsida, Fabales, Fabaceae. The record is from RefSeq and is a predicted model, not a curated record. Bases 472 to 1446 code for a protein of 324 amino acids. Gene Ontology annotation, biological process: regulation of DNA-templated transcription.
AAGCCAGAAAGCAAUAAAUAGAAAAAGGUUAUUCCAUUUGAGCAGCAAGGUUUGCAUGUUACUUAUAGCUCUUUUUCUGUUCAAGAUCACACUUUCUAAAUUUUUGCCGCUCUAUAAUUAAUGUCACUGUUACAUUAUGUGUUUACACCACUCAUUUUAAAAUUCGGUACAUAAAAUAAAAAAUAUAAUUUCUUUUAAAAUUUGAAUGGAUGAGAUCUUUUUGUAUUUACUAUUUGACGGUUGAGAAUCUAUUUUUUAAUAUUAUUUUUAUUUGUUGUAUAUAUAAUAGUAUUAUAAUAAAAAGAUAAUUUAUGGGGUGGUGUGUGUCUUUUGGUGGAGGAAUGCUUGUUACCUACUCCUUUUAAGUUGUCAUUUUUUGGCCUUAAAACUUACUACUAAUAUGUUUGUUUGUUGAGAGAGAAAAAGAGAGAGAAUAAGUAAGAGAAAGUAAAAUUGUUGAAGUUGGUGAUAAUGGAAAGACACAAAUGCAAGCUAUGUUCAAGGACUUUUAGCAAUGGAAGAGCACUUGGUGGACACAUGAAGGCUCAUCUUGCCAUAGCUAGGUCUCAGAAACAACAAACUCUUUUGUUCUCAAGCUCUUCAUCAGAAUCAGAACAAGAACAAGAACAAGGAAAAAUAUGGAUUGGUUAUGGUUUGAGAGAGAAUCCAAGGAAGAGUCUGAAAACUGCAGAUCCUGGAUUUUCUUUGAAACAUGACCAAACUGAGUCUGUUAUUGUUCAAGAUAGAGAAAGUGAGACUGAGUCGAAGAACAAUCCGACUCGUCAACAACGAUCCAAACGGACCAGAAAACUCAGCAGCAGCAACAACAACAACGGGAAUUUUGAAUUGAAGAAACCGAAGAUGAGUUUCACUGUGAGAACAACUCUGUCAACAUUCAAUGAUACUGAACCUGUUGAACCUGUUGAACCUGUUGAACCUGUGAGUUCAGUUUCUGAUACUUCUCCUGAAGAAGACGUUGCUAUGUGUCUCAUGAUGCUGUCAAGAGACAAAUGGAGCAGGAGGAACAGCAACAUCAACAAUGCGGUGGAACAACAAGAAGAAGAGGGAUCGGUGGAGAAAAUACCGGAGGCGAAGUUGUUGAAACGAGUUCGAGGAAAGCAUUUAUGUGAAAACUGUAGGAAAAUGUUCCGGUCUUCAAGAGCAUUGGGAAGUCAUAGAAGUGUUUGUUGUCGCCAUGAAGCGUCAAAUGGUAACAGUAACUAUGACAAGAUUUUCAAAUGUCCGUUUUGUUUCAAGGUGUUUGGUUCCGGUCAAGCACUCGGUGGUCACAAGAGAUCUCAUUUGAUUCCUUCCUCGUCUAACUCGGCAGCCAAUGUUAAUGUUAAUGUUAAUCUUCCGGCUAGAUUCAAAGAGAGUUUCAUAGAUCUCAAUUUACCAGCUCCGCUCGAAGAAGAAGACGAUCUUAGCGUCGUUUCAGAAGCCUAAUUGUGUGGCUAUUUAAUAUUGGUUAAUUAUUAGUACUAGUACUUCUUAAUUUGUUGGAAUUGGGUAAAAUAGUUUUAAUUCAUAGAUCAAAUGCUUUUUGAUUCUAUAAUGGUAGAUGAGUGUUAGUUAUGAUUUUCACCAACUGCUCUGCUAUGUGUAAUUCAGUUACAUCAUGAAUUGGUAGUAAAAAAAAAACAGUUGAAGUUUCUCCAA